AUGCACGGGAUUGUGUACCCGGUUCUGGCCGGUGUUUUUGCCUCCCUGGCGGCCAUCGCAAGCAAAGUGACCUUCGCCAACUAUUCGUGGCAAAACGACCCUUUGCCAUUUCUGGCCUUCCUCUCCGCGGCCCUCGUUUCAAACGUUCUAAUGUGGCUGUUUUUCACAAAAGCGCUGGCCCGUUCAACGUCGACUGUGAAGGUGAUGGCCAUCAACACCGGAACAAAUUUUGCCCUCACGGGAAUCCUCGGAGCCGCGAUAUGGGGGGAAACGCACUCGAUAGUUUGGUGGCUCGGCCUGUCGCUUGUCAUUUCGGGCAGUGCGCUGUUGCUGAACGAGGAGGACGAGAAGAAGCGCAUGGAA
Molecule: messenger RNA, 363 nt
Organism: Mesorhabditis spiculigera
Lineage: Eukaryota; Metazoa; Nematoda; Chromadorea; Rhabditida; Rhabditidae
Source: the annotation of a GenBank genome assembly